CAACCGCGAAUGAACAGAAGAAGAAGAAGAAGCAGAAGAAGAAGAAGAAGAAGAAACAGUCUCCACGCACUGUGCCCUUAUUCACUCUCUUAGCGGUGAACCUUCUGAGUGGGAGGCGGUAAAGCGCCUAAAGCUGGUCUGCCAACUGCCAAUAAACAGAAGAGAAUAAGACAACGUCACCACUAGCACCCUCACACUCACUUUUUCUCAGCAUUGAGUCUUCUGAGACCUGAUGGAGGAGAAAGAGGAAGGUAAAUAACCAAAUUAGGUGGAAGAGAAACAUCAUCAUGUCAAAACUGAAGAAAUCGUUUUGUUGCUCACUGAAAAGAAGAGCCAAAGAAUCUUUCACCUGCCCUCAGUGUGGAAAGAGUUUCCCAUCCAAAAAAAGUCUUAAACCUCACAUGAAAAUCCACACUGGAGAGAAACCGCACACAUGUGAUCAGUGCAGGAAGAGUUUUGCACGAGCAGACACACUUAAAUUACAUCUGCAUUCUCAUUCUGGAGAAGGACCGUUUAACUCUGAUCAAUGUGGCAAAAAAAAUCUUAGGGCAGAAAACCUGAAGAGGCACCUGAAAGUUCAUACAAAGAAGAAGCUUCACGUGUGUUCUCUGUGUGGAAAGAGUUUUACCCGGCUGGAUAAUUUAAAAUUACACUGGAAAAGACACAACGGUGUGAAGGAUCACAUUUGCUUUGAUUGUGGGAGGAGCUUUACUAGAUCUGAUGCAUUGAAAGGGCACCAAAGAGUUCACACUGGAGAAAAACCUUACAAGUGUUCACACUGUGACAAGAGAUUCAGUCAGACUGGGACUCUGAAAAUACAUGUGAGGACCCACACUGGAGAGAAGCCUUACAAAUGUGAUCAAUGUGGUAAAUGUUUUACACAAAAAGGAAGCUUUAAUGAUCACCUGAAAAUCCACACUGGAGAGAAGCCUUACAAAUGUGAUCAAUGUGGUAAAUGUUUUACACAAAAAGGAAGCUUUAAUGAUCACCUGAAAAUCCACACUGGAGAGAAGCCGCACACAUGUGAUCAGUGCGGGAAGAGUUUUGCACAAACAAAAACUCUUAAAUUACAUCUGCGUUCUCAUUCUGGAGAAAGACCAUAUAACUGUGAUCAGUGUGGCAAAAAAUUUCUUCGGCCACAAAACCUGAAGAGGCACCUGAAUGUUCAUACAAAGCAGAAACCUUGCAUUUGUUUGUGUGGAAAGAGUUUUUCUCGAAUGGAUUAUUUAAAAUUACACCAGAGAAGUCACAGUGGUGCAAAGGAUCAUAUGUGCUUUGAUUGUGGAAACACUUAUACAACAGCAGCUGUAUUGAAUCGGCACCAGAGAAUUCACACUGGAGAAAAACCUUACAAGUGUUCACACUGUGACAUGAGAUUCAGUCAGACUGGAAAUCUGAAGAAUCAUGAGAUGAUCCACACCGGAGAGAAGCCGCACACGUGUGUUCAGUGCGGGAAUAGUUUUACACUAAAAGGAGCCCUUAAGUCACACAUGAAAAUCCACACUGGAGAGAAACCAUACUCAUGUGAUCAGUGCGGGAAGAGUUUCAGACAUGCAUACACUCUUAAAAUACAUCUGCGUUCUCACUCUGGAGAAAGACCAUAUAACUGUGAUCAAUGUGGUAAAAAAUUUCCUAGGGCAGAACACCUGAAGGUCCACCUGAAAGUCCAUACAAAGGAGAAGCCUUACAUGUGUUCUUCAUGUGGAAAGAGUUUUAGUCAGCUGGGUAAUUUAAAAAUUCACCAGAAAAGACACAGUGGUGUGAAGGAUCACAUGUGCUUUGAAUGUGGGAAGACCUUUACUGCAGCUGUGACAUUGAGAAAGCACCAGAGAUUUCACACUGGAGAAAAAACACAUGAGAAGGCCCAAAGUGGAGAGAAGCCUUUUACAUGUGAUCAGUGUGGGAAAAGUUUCACUCAGUUAGGAUCGCUACACCGUCAUACUAAAAACAGCUGUCUGAAAUUAAAGUAGUUCAAGCUCAUUUAAAGUGUGUUGCUGCGUCCUCACCAAAUAUGACCCAAUAACACAUUGAGUAAUAAAAGCUCUCUUUCAUAUAAAUCUGUCCCAACCAGCCUCAUUAAAACAUCAUUAGUAUAAGUUGUUACAUUGAACAAAUUUCAUCUUUAAG
Sinocyclocheilus grahami is the source of this 2127-nucleotide messenger RNA. Its product is annotated as gastrula zinc finger protein XlCGF57.1-like. Gene Ontology annotation, biological process: regulation of transcription by RNA polymerase II. Gene Ontology annotation, cellular component: nucleus. Lineage: Eukaryota; Metazoa; Chordata; Actinopteri; Cypriniformes; Cyprinidae. The record is from RefSeq and is a predicted model, not a curated record. Bases 288 to 1970 code for a protein of 560 amino acids. Gene Ontology annotation, molecular function: DNA-binding transcription factor activity, RNA polymerase II-specific; RNA polymerase II transcription regulatory region sequence-specific DNA binding. The transcript has 3 exons.